This is a messenger RNA of Carassius auratus (goldfish), 1098 nucleotides long. RefSeq lists its product as uncharacterized. The transcript is spliced from 3 exons. Lineage: Eukaryota; Metazoa; Chordata; Actinopteri; Cypriniformes; Cyprinidae. The record is from RefSeq and is a predicted model, not a curated record. The coding region runs from base 1 to 1035 and encodes 344 amino acids.
AUGAAAUUUCGCAAACCUCAUUGGCCUCCAGUGAUUUCUUCGGAGGAAAGUGAAAAGAGGAGACUGUUCCGGGAAAGACUGGAGAGAAAGGCUUCCCUCCAAGCCACACCAUCCACUAGACAGUCUAAGAAAGGUCUGCGGAGAGAUUCUUCUCUGCAAGCCACACCAUCCACUAGACAGUCUAAGAAAGGUCUGCGGAGAGAGUCUUCCCUCCAAGUCACACCAUCCACAAGACAGUCUAAGAAAGGUCUGCGGAGAGAUUCUUCUCUGCAAGCCACACCAUCCACUAGACAGUCUAAGAAAGAGUCUUCUCUGCAAGCCAACCCAUUCACCAGUCCGCAGUGGCCUCCAGUGAUUUCUUCGGAGGAAAGUGACAGGAGGAGACGGUUCCGGAGAAGAUUGGAGAGAAGGUCUUCUCUCCAAGCCACCCCAUCCACCAGUCAGCAGUGGCCUCCAGUGCUAAAAAACGUCAGAGUAUCAGUUCCGACAUGCGCAUCACUGGCUGUGCUCCCUCCUCCAUCGGCUGUAUCUGCUGCAGCCCUUAAGAGGGUACCAAGGGCCACAGCCUGGAGACGGAAAAAGAGGGCCGAAGAGGACAAAAAGGCCCUAAAGCAACAAAAAGGCAUUCCACGGAGAGCAGAUCCAAAAGGAUAUCCUUGUAGACUGUGUGGACAGCCAAAGAGACUGGAGUUUGGACACAGUUUCUUUAGGGGGAAAAGUUUCUGUGCCACUGCAGCUGGAAGGACUGUAUCGCAAUGGCUUUCUGAUCAGAGGAGGAUUGCAGCUGCAGACAACUAUGACAACGUGCCUCGGACAACUGCUUGGAGGAAGAAAAAGAAAGAGGAAGAAAUUGCACAGGGCCUGCCUCAGAAAAGGCCAAAGAAAUGCAAACCGCUGACUUGCUCUCUGUGUCAGCAGCCCAAAACCAAGGACUAUGGUCACUCACGCUACGGUGGCAAAUCGUUUUGUAGCAGUUACGAGGGCAAGACUGUGGAACUUUGGCUGGCAGAGCAGCGGUCUCUUGCUCCCCCGUAAAUAAUUGCCACUGAUUUUUUUUUUACAUUUUAAUGUUAAUUUUAGUGCAGUGUUUGUUUGUUU